Molecule: messenger RNA, 1273 nt
Organism: Benincasa hispida (wax gourd)
Lineage: Eukaryota; Viridiplantae; Streptophyta; Magnoliopsida; Cucurbitales; Cucurbitaceae
Product: adenine phosphoribosyltransferase 3-like
Biological process (GO): adenine salvage
Cellular component (GO): cytosol; cytoplasm
Molecular function (GO): adenine phosphoribosyltransferase activity
Source: RefSeq, a predicted model, not a curated record
GACCCCCAAAUUUCUUCGAACCAAAUUGCCCUCCAGAAUUUAUCAACAAUUAUUACAAAUUUUUUCUCCUUAUUUCGUUUUGGUUUCUAAUUGAGAUCAGAGCCGGCGAUGAAAGCAGUCUUCAAUCUCAGUUCUUCACUCUCUCUUUCGCCGUCACAGUCGCACUACAGGACCACCGCCGUCUUCACUCCUCGUCGACGGAUCGCUUCUUCGUCAACAGCCGUCGGCGGCGCUUGCUCGUCGUGUCGUACACAUUUGACUCUCUUUCCACAGCAUCGAUCUUCGUUUUCGCCUCUGCGAUGCAAUGUGAGGGAGACGGUGCCGGAUCAAGAAAUGGCGUCAACCGAUGAACAAGACCCACGCAUAGCCAAAAUCUCCAAGGCCAUUCGAGUUAUCCCAGAUUUUCCUAAACCAGGGAUUUUGUUUCAGGACAUUACAACUUUGCUUCUUGAUACAAAGGCCUUCAAGGACGCUAUCGAUUUGUUCGUGGAGAGGUACAGAGGGAAGAAUAUCUCUGUCGUUGCUGGAAUUGAGGCGAGGGGUUUCAUUUUUGGCCCUCCGAUAGCUCUGGCUAUUGGUGCAAAAUUUGUUCCCAUGAGAAAACCCAAGAAGUUGCCUGGUGAAGUCAUUUCAGAAGAGUACUCUUUAGAGUAUGGAACCGAUAAAAUUGAGAUGCAUGUAGGAGCUGUUGAAGCUGGAGAACGUGCUCUUGUGAUAGAUGAUCUCAUUGCAACUGGGGGAACCUUGUGUGCAGCAAUAAGGCUACUUGAGCGAGUUGGCGUUGAGGUGGUCGAGUGUGCAUGUGUGAUCGAGCUGGAUGGACUAAAGGGCCGUGAACGAUUGGGAGGCAAACCUCUAUUCGUUCUAGUUAAUGCAGUGGGAUGAUCGUAGCCUUUUUAUGCAUAUGCCAUGUUUGGAAAUGAUGAUACUGAGAUUGUAUCACUGCUAAAAGUCGAAGUUUCAAAGUGUUACAUAAUUUUGAAGCGGAGAGUCUGGCUAGAAAUAAAAGGGUUGGUAUUAGUUUGAGAGUUGAAGAGAUUAAACAAUAGAAGAAAAAAAGGUCUGUAGGGACUGUAUUAGCUUUUGAUUAUUCUGUGGUGGUAAUGUAUUUGUUCUGCUUUCUCAUUUCUGCCUAGCUGUUGAAGAUGGGAAGGAAAAAGAGAGAUGGUUGAAGUUAAUUUUGAAUAUUUGCAGAAACUUCUUUAUUUUCCAGUUUAUUAGUUUUUAUAUCCAAUAAAAAUGCCUACUACCCCCACAUCCCAAUGCAACAUUA